ACCGAGGAAGCAGACCCCGCAGUCGCAGGGGGGCCCGGAGGUACAGGGGGCCCGGUAGGGGCCUGCUUCCUCAGUAUGUGCAACCAGCCAGGAUCAUUUAGGGCAGGGGUGUCCAAACUAGGCUGCAGCAUUUCGCACCACCCCCCUCCCCAGUCGGUGGAAGUGGCCAACGGUGAACAGGAAGUCUGCUGCAGUGCCAGAGAGGGAGCCGGAAGAGGAGCAGAACGUCGCAGCAGCACGUCACAAGUGCGCCUGCUGCACUUGAGAAUACUGCUGCCGACUGGGAUUCGACCUCUCCUUACAAUGAUGCCACAGCACAGGCACGCCAACCCGCCUCCCCAUUCCCACUGCAGCAGCCAGCCUCCCUAUGCCAUGAAAGAGCGCAUCCGUCCAUCCAACAUGGAGACAGAGGUGGAGACAGAACUGGAGAAACAGGGGCCUGUUACAGGGCUGUGCCUACCAGUUGACACAGAGGUGGAAGCAUAUGUGGAGAAAGAGGUGGUGACACAGAUGAAGACACAGGUGGAGAAACACAUGAAGACUCAGGUGGAAAUGCAAGUGGAGACACCGGUGGAGCAAGAGAUGAAGAAACAGAUGGAGAUGCAGGUGGAAACACAGGGACCUGAGCUAGAGCUGGGCCUCCCCAUUGAAUCAGAUAAGGAGACAAAUCCAGGCCCCGUUAAUGAUGAAGCUGAUGGAGACAGAAGCCCCUGCUGGACCAAUACGUUUGAUCACAUAAUAAUGUUACAAUGGAAACUAAGAAGAACCGCAAUUCACUUGCUUGCAAGUUUUGCCUGAAGACCCAGGAAUGCUUGCCUGUCCAUCUAAGAAGAGCAUGCAAAAAGUAUGCAGAAGGAAGGGAAAUUGAACUCCUGAUGUUGGAGGCAAAAGGGAAGAAGAGGGCAAUACUCAAAAGGUCUUGAGUGUCGUGGAUUAUGAGGACCUGGACUAUAAGGGUCAUGAUCCUCUGCAAUUUUUUGUCAAGUUUUUGGAGAAAAAUGGCUAUGUUAAAGGGAGGCCAGCUGGUCUCUCGAGCACAUCCAGCAGAGGUUAAACAGAUUGGUGGUCUGCUGGAUAUGUCAGAUAGGGAAACCAAGGAACACUUUGUGGCAUCUGCAGCAUUCCUCAUGACAGAAGCAAAGCCAGCAGUGGAGAGUUUGAGGAGAUAUGUGGUCUGCCGGAUAUGUCAAAUGGGAAACCCAUGGCUUCUGCAGCAUUCCUAAUGACUGGUCCAGAUUUAUUUUCUUUAAGCAUACACAAUAUUUGCCUAGGGUUUGUUUUUUUCCUUCAAGUAUCUUAAUAAAUGUUCCUUUAAUUAUA
Molecule: messenger RNA, 1320 nt
Organism: Xenopus laevis (African clawed frog)
Lineage: Eukaryota; Metazoa; Chordata; Amphibia; Anura; Pipidae
Exons: 5
Coding region: 76-798 (240 amino acids)
Source: RefSeq, a predicted model, not a curated record